Molecule: messenger RNA, 1963 nt
Organism: Euleptes europaea (tarantolino)
Lineage: Eukaryota; Metazoa; Chordata; Lepidosauria; Squamata; Sphaerodactylidae
Gene: PDIA5
Product: protein disulfide isomerase family A member 5
Exons: 18
Coding region: 1-1776 (591 amino acids)
Biological process (GO): protein folding
Cellular component (GO): endoplasmic reticulum
Molecular function (GO): protein disulfide isomerase activity
Source: RefSeq, a predicted model, not a curated record
AUGUGCCCAAAUGACAUAAGGCACAAUUCCUUCAUUCCGUAUGAGCGUCGUUUACUGAGCAAAUCACAGACAAUGUUCUUACCUUUUGAAGUGGCGGUGGCCGCCAAAGGGAUCCUCUCCAACCUGGCCGCCAUGUUGGAGGACACCAGGAGCAACUCUGGGCCAGGCUGUGGUAGCGGCAGGCGCCAGGAGCAGCUCCAGACCUGGCUGUGGCAGAUGCCAGGAGCAGCUCUGGACCCGGUGGUGAUGGCUACGACCACCUUCCCUCCAUUCCUAUUAACAGCAAAGAUGUCCCCACUGAUAGAAAAAAUUAGUGAUCAGAAGGACUUCAAGAAGCUCCUGAGAACCAGGAAUAAUGUUUUGGUGCUAUAUUCCAAAUCUUCAUCUGCUGUUGAAAGUUCUCUCAGGUUAUUGUCUGACGUAGCCCAAGCGGUGAAGGGCCGAGGUACUAUAUCAUGGAUAGAUUGCGGUGAUUCAGAGAGUCGAAAACUAUGCAAGAAGAUGAAAGUUGACCCUAGUUCAAAGGAGAAAGGUGUAGAAUUGCUACAUUACAAGGAUGGAACAUUUCACACUGAAUAUAACAGAGCACUCACAUUGAAGUCAAUGGUGGCCUUUCUAAAGGAUCCAGAAGGAGCACCGUUAUGGGAAGAGGAUCCUGAAGCCAAAGACAUUGUCCAUGUAGACAGUGAGAAGGAACUUAAAAGGCUUCUGAAGAAGGAAGAUAGGCCCCUGCUGCUGAUGUUCUAUGCCCCUUGGUGUGGAGUUUGCAAAAGAAUGAUGCCAUCAUUCCAGCAGGCAGCCACAGAACUGAAGGGCAUGUAUGUCCUUGCAGGGAUGAAUAUCUACUCAUCUGAAUUUGAAAGAAUAAAGGAAGAAUACAACGUGCGGGGAUACCCGACCAUCUGCUACUUCGAAAAAGGAAAAUUACUCUUCAACUUUGAGAAUUAUAGCGCUACGGCAAAGGACAUAGCUGAAUGGCUGAAAAAUCCUCAGCCACCUAAGCCACAGACACCAGAGGCUCCCUGGUCAGAAGAGGAUAAUGCUGUUUAUCACCUAACGGAUGAUGACUUUGACAAGUUUAUGAAGGAGCAUCCUUCUGUAUUAGUGAUGUUCUACGCACCAUGGUGUGGGCACUGUAAGAAGAUGAAGCCAGAAUAUGAGAAGGCAGCAGAGAUGCUCCAUGCUGACAGUGAUAGAACAGGCAUCCUGGCAGCAGUAGAUGCUACUGUCAACAAAGCCAUUGCAGAAAGGUUUCACAUAUCAGGAUUUCCAACUCUCAAGUACUUCCAGGAAGGCGAUGAAAAAUAUACCCUUCCACACCUUCGAACAAAGAGUAAAAUUGUAGAAUGGCUCCUAAAUCCUCAGGCACCACCUCCACCGGAACCAAGCUGGGAAGAAAGGCAAACAAGUGUUAUCCACCUUGCUGGUGAAGACUUCAGGGAAUUUUUGAAGAAAAAGAGACACGCCCUUGUCAUGUUCUAUGCCCCAUGGUGCCCGCACUGUAAAAACUCCAUUCCACAUUUCACCACUGCUGCAGAACUCUUUAAAGAAGAUCGAAAGAUUGCCUAUGCUGCAGUGGACUGUGCCAAAGAACAGAAUCAUGACCUGUGUAAGCAGGAAGGUGUGGAUGGUUACCCAACCUUCAACUACUACAACUAUGGGAGAUUUAUAGAAAAAUAUAAUGGAGACAGAGCGGAGUCUGGAUUUUCCACUUUCAUGCGAACGCUCAGAGAAAGGGACCAUGAAAGGAUAGGCAAGAGGAAAGAUGAGUUGUAAUUUCUGCCUCAAAAGAUAAUUUCCACUGCACUGUGAAUGGUCUCAGGGCCACUGGUACCAUGCCUGAGAUUUCACAUCUUUUAAAAACAGACUUUUUUUAUAUACAGCCAUUGCCAUUUUCUACAAUUUUGAAAUAAAGCGAAAUCAUUUGAUUUUUAAAGAAAAAUAGAUGACAUAAUUGUUGCCA